This is a messenger RNA of Pochonia chlamydosporia 170, 594 nucleotides long. Its product is annotated as nucleotide-binding, alpha-beta plait. The transcript is spliced from 3 exons. The record is from RefSeq and is a predicted model, not a curated record. NCBI's taxonomy places the organism in Eukaryota, Fungi, Ascomycota, Sordariomycetes, Hypocreales, Clavicipitaceae. Gene Ontology annotation, molecular function: RNA binding. The coding region runs from base 1 to 594 and encodes 197 amino acids.
AUGGCCACAGCAGUUCCGACCCGCGGCUUGGUGCCGAAUGCGUCCCUCCCAGCCAAAGUUCAACCGAUUCCGCCCAACCAGACUCUAUAUGUAACGAACCUAGCGUCGUCAAAAAUCCAAAAAGCCGACCUUCGAACUGCCCUUUACAUGCUCUUUUCGACAUAUGGUCCUGUUCUGGACGUGGUAGCCUUGAAAACUAUGUCCAUGCGAGGGCAAGCACAUAUUGUCUACCGGGAUGUACAAACAGCCACGCAGGCCAUGAGAUCCCUAGAGGGUCAAGAGUUCUUGGGCAAACAACUUAAAAUCCAAUAUGCAAAGUCAAAGUCGCACUUUGUUUCCAAGUUGGACGGAACUUUCAAGAUGCCCAACGCGUCGGGCGCCGCUGUAGUCGAGCAGACACAGCUUCAGCAGAGUAUCUUCAACGCACCACUGCCUGGAUCAGCUCCUACCAAACCACCUGCGGCCGUGGACCAUGUCAUGAAUGACGCAGGGACGCCCGAGAGCCGUGGCCAAAAGCGAGGACGAGACGAGGAAGAUGAAGACGAGGAUAGUGAAGGCGAUGUAGCAAUGGAGGAAGACAGUGACGACGAAUGA